This is a messenger RNA of Cuscuta epithymum, 4360 nucleotides long. Lineage: Eukaryota; Viridiplantae; Streptophyta; Magnoliopsida; Solanales; Convolvulaceae. The record is from the annotation of a GenBank genome assembly.
AUCUCAACACAAUUAUCUACGCCUCUCCGGAGUAUCAUUCUUAUUCUCUCUGGAGUAUUUACAAUGCAGAGCAAAUUUCUUUAUUUAAUUUGUAGCUGUAUUCAGAGUUACAUUUUAGGAGGAUAAGGAUAACAAUGGAUUAUAGAAAUGAACGUCGUUGGAUGUAUAAUCGAGUGAACCCCGGUCAGAAAGGGUUAACAGAUGAAUUUAAAGCUGGAGUGGAUAAUUUUGUGGAUUUCGCGUGUGUACAACCAACUUUUGUUGAGAACAAUGUUAUUAAAUGUCCUUGUACAAAAUGUAGGAAUCGCCGUUAUAAAAAUCCAGGAGAUGUAAAACUUCACCUUUACAAAUGGGGUUUUGAGUCAAACUAUUGGUGUUGGAUUUUCCAUGGUGAAGAUGUUUUACAAUCCAGUGGAAAUUUUGAUGAUACAUCUCACAACCAUAUGGAUGGAGAUAACAUGUAUGAAACAAUGAUUUAUGAUAAUUUUGGAUUGAACCAAGAACCUAGUUAUCUUAAUCGAGACAUUGAGGGCCCGCAUGAUAGUGCCAAACAAUUUUACGAGUUAUUGGAUUCUGCUCAACAACCGUUGUGGUCAGGAUGUACAGCAGAUACUGAAUUGUCUUUUACCCUUAAGAUGAUGAGUAUUAAGUCAUCCUAUAACAUUGCACAAAAAGCAAUGGAUGAGAUAUUCGAUGCUUGCAAUCGAGCAAUGCCAUCACCAAAUAAUGUGCCAUCUAGUUUCUAUGAAGCUGAAAAAUUGGUCUCUAAACUCGGUCUUGGUCAUGAAAAAAUUGAUUGUUGUGUGAAUGGAUGCAUGUUGUAUUAUAAGGAGGAUAUUGCAUUGGCACAAUGCAAAUUUUGUUUUGAGCCACGCUUCAAAAAAAGUUAUAAGCCAAAUUCAAAAGUUCCUCGAAAAAGGAUGCACUACUUACCACUUAUUCCGAGGUUACAACGGUUAUUCGCAUCACCGAGUUCUGCUAAACAUAUGAGGUGGCAUUUUGAAAGUCAAUGUGAGCCCAGUGUUAUGUGUCACCCAUCAGAUGGUGAGGCAUGGAAACACUUUGAUCAAAUGUACCCUCAAUUUGCUUCAGAACCACGCAAUGUUAGACUUGGAAUUUGUUCAGAUGGAUUCUCUCCAUUUGGUAUGUUUGCCAAAUCAUAUUCAUGUUGGCCCAUUAUUGUUACAGUGUACAACUUGCCACCCUCAAUGUGUAUGACGACUCCUUAUAUGUUUUUGACUUCUAUUAUUCCUGGUAAGCAUAACCCAAAGGCUAAAAUAGAUGUGUACUUACAACCAUUGAUUGAUGAGUUGAAGUGUUUGUGGGAAACAGGUGUUGUCACUUAUGAUGUAUCCUUAAAGCACAACUUUGUAUUGAAAGCAGCUUUAAUGUGGACAAUAAGUGAUUUUCCCGCAUAUGGGAUGCUAUCAGGUUGGCAAACUGCUGGGAAACUGUCAUGCCCAUAUUGUAUGGAAUCCUCAAAAUCUUUUUGGCUAAAGAAUGGAGGAAAGUGCACAUGGUUUGAUUGUCACCGUCAAUUCCUGCCCAUGGAUCAUCCAUUUAGAAGAAACAAAGAUGUUUUUGUAAAAGGAAGGAUCGAAAAGGCAUAUCCACCACACAUUUUGAGUGGUGAAGCAGUUUUGGAACGUGUUUCAUACAUUCCACAAAUAACUGAACAACAGGGUUCGAAGAUACCAGGUUAUGGUUCUACACAUAACUGGACCAAGCGAAGUAUCUUUUGGGAACUACCAUAUUGGAAGGAUAAUAUGAUUCGACACAAUCUCGAUGUGAUGCACAUCGAAAAAAAUGUUUUUGAUAAUGUGUUCCAUACGGUUAUGGAUACCAAAGGAACAAAAAACAACAAAGAUGGUGUGAAAUCAAGGAUGGAUUUAAAGGAGCACUGCUCGCGGCCAGAAAUCGAAUUAAGGGUUGACAAUAAUGGAAAGUUAUUGAAACCAAAAGCAAGUUUUACUUGUGACAAUAAUCAACAGAGGGUAGUGUAUGAGUGGAUACAAAACCUUUGUACACCAGAUGGCUAUGCAGGAAAUUUGACUUCUUGUGUUGAUUUAGAAGAUUGCAAACUGCAUGGAAUGAAAAGCCAUGACUGUCAUGUUUUCAUGGAGUGUCUCCUGCCGGUUGCUUUUAGUUUCUUACCACCCAGUCAUUGGAAAGCUAUUACUGAACUUAGUCAAUUUUUUCGAGAUCUAUGUUCGGCAAACUUACAUGUGGAUAAAGUGAGACAACUACAACAAAACAUCCCAAUAAUCAUUUGUAAGUUGGAGAAAUUUCUUCCUCCAGGAUUUUUUAAUUGCAUGGAGCAUUUACCUGUUCAUCUUCCUUACAAAGCAUUAAUGGGUGGACCUAUUCAAUACCGGUGGAUGUAUCCUUUUGAAAGAUUAUUUAACUACCUUAAAAGAAAGGUAAAAAACAAAGCCCGGGUAGAAGGCUCUAUAUGUGAGGCAUAUUUAAUUGAAGAGGCGACAAAUUUUGCUUCAUAUUAUUUUGAGUCUCAUGUAGAGAGUUGGAGAACAAAAGUUGGUCGCAAUUUGGAUGACGGUGGCAUCUAUGUCAGUCUUCAGCCGACCCUGUCAGUCUUUAAUCGUCCAGGUCGUGGGUUGGGUGCGACUAGAUUUCGAUAUCUGAAUAGUAAAGAGUUUUUUGCAGCACAUCAACACGUAUUACUGAACUGUGCGGAAGUCAAACCAUACUUAACGUCGUAUGAAGAUGGGUUGAGGGCUCUUAAUCCAGGCAUCACAAGUGAACAAAUUGAUUUGGCUAUCCAGGCAUCACGAGAUUCAGAAUGGAAACAUAUCACGAAUCAUCACUUACCCACCUGCAGUAAUCAAUGCUCAAAAUCGUUAUCAACCACGAGAUCCAAGCUCUUCUACUUCAUGUCCAUCUCAAAAUGCAGCAACCAGCUCAGAUGAUUCUACUACCCUGGUUACCCCAUCUACUCCACCACUAUCUCCCCUUGUAAACCAAGAACCUGAGAUCGAGAUUGUUCCUGACGGCAUUUCUGGGUAACUUAAGUAUUAAACUAUCUUCUAUUGCACUCAAUCAAACUUAAUCUGGUACCUCAAUUAAGAAUUAAUAGCUUUAUUCCAUGCAAGGCAAAUCGUUUUGUCAUGCCGUGUAUUACGAAGAAGUUUGAUGAACCGAUUCGCUCUUAUACACGUGCUUCACCAGGAUUGAAGAAAGCUUGGUUGAGUUUAUUCAAUGAGAAGUAUUAUUGGAGGCCGGAAUAUCAUUCACGCAUUACAAAGAAUUUCAACAAGAAAGGAUCGGAAGGUUUAUCACGUGCACUAUCUAGUGCUCGUAAGACAAAGCAAUGUCCAGAAUGGAUUAUUCUUCCAAUAUGGGUUCAGCUACUUGAGCAAUGGAGGGAUGCAAAAUUCAUUAGCAAAUGCAAUACUAAUAAAAAAAAUAGGAACUCUGAUGUGGGUAUGGCAUUGCACACUGGAGGAUCUAUACCCAUUACAGAGUACUGCCGAAGAUAUGAAGAAAAGCAUAACCAGACAGCACCCCCGGAAAUAGUAUAUCUGCAAACACAUACAAAAGCAGACGGUACAUUUGUUACACCAAAAGCUAAACAAAUUUAUGACUCAUAUGAAGAACUAAAGUCAAAGGAGCCGAAUGCCAAGUCUCAAGAUCUAUUGUUGAAGGCUGCUGGUGGCCGAAAGAAAGGAGGAAAAGUUACUGGUUUUGCCUCAGCUAGUGUCUAUUUCUUUCCUUCAGCCUCUACUUCUCAGAAAAUUCAACAACAAUCAUACGAGGACAAAUUAUUUCAACAACGUCUGGAAGAGGUUGAGAAGUCCAAUAGUGUUCUUUUAGAAACUAAUAAAGAACUUGUGCAGUUUAAAGAAUCUGCAUCUGCUACACUAGCAGAAAUGCAAGGUAUUAUUCAGUCUAUGAAAAUGACACAACCAUUGCAACAAGUUUCAUAUAUGAAUGUGCUCCCAAGGCAAAAUAUGCAACAAGGUACUUUCAUGGGUUCUCUUCCACACCAUCAACAAAGUGCUUACAUAAAUAUUUCUCCACAACAACCCCAAGCGGGAUCUUUUAUGAGCAUGUUGAUGCCCCAACCUUCACCAAUCUUCAAUAACAGCUACACUCAUUCAAACCGGGGUGAAAAUGGAUGUGAAGAUGUGGAACAUGAUCUCAUUCAGUGACUUUGUAAUCCUUUUAAGGAAUUGUAUUUUUGAAUUUUAUCAAGUAUCUUUUAAUUGACUUGUGAUGCAGAAUAAUAUGCCUUGAAGGACUUCUAAUCUAUUUCAAUGGAAUGUUUGAUGUUUAUUUAUACGGUUUAGUAUUUAUAUGAAUCUGGUUCGUAUUUAAAAAAUAUAUUUUGUUUAACAUUAAU